Molecule: messenger RNA, 384 nt
Organism: Coprinopsis cinerea okayama7#130
Lineage: Eukaryota; Fungi; Basidiomycota; Agaricomycetes; Agaricales; Psathyrellaceae
Exons: 3
Coding region: 1-384 (127 amino acids)
Source: RefSeq, a predicted model, not a curated record
AUGUGCGCCCUCUCGUCAUCGUCAUCUUCGUGCACCUCCUCGUCCGUCGUCGUCGUCGUCGUCGGUGGUGGUGGUGGUGGUGGUGGUGGUGGUGUGUAUCGCCGUCCGAGGCGUCGUCGUCAUGCCCUCAUCCGAGUCGUUGGUGGCAUCCGAAUCGUGCCCCUCGUCGUCGUCGUUGGUGGCGUUGAAAAAAGAAGAGAAAACCCCCUCUUCGCAAUCAUGGCCUCCUCGCAAUCAUGUACAUAUUCAAGCUCCUUUCUUCAUCUUGACAUGUAUUCCUUUCCUCAUCACUACAUGUAUUCCCUUCCUUCGCUUGCCAACUUGAGGGAAGGAGGGUUCAUGGGCUGGUGGUGUAAUAAUGAGUGUGUCUACAGCGGGGUCUAG